GUCUGCACAGUUCUGAAUCCAUGAAUCCUAAAACCCCACCUUUAGCCUCCUCGGAUGAUCUUCAGAUCCAUCCGCUCACGAUGGAUGUCCAACACCUGCAUCUUCCUGGCCCCUCAGCCGCCGGCCGCGUAUGCCCCUGUGCCUGCCCCUUCUGCUGCCGCCCCACGUCCCCCUCCUGGCGCCGCUCCAUGAAGCGCCGCCUCGAAAUCGAUUCCUCCGACAACGGCAGCGGAGAGGUCGAGAACGAGGCGGAUGCCCUGCGCGAAGCCUUGGCGAGCCAGCAGGAGACGAUCCAGGAACUGUGUGCUGAGCUGGACGAGGAGCGGAACGCGGCUGCCUCGGCCGCCAGCGAGGCCAUGUCCAUGAUCCUCCGCCUCCAGCGGGAGAAGGCCGAGGCCCAGAUGGACGCGCGGCAGUUCAAGCUGUUCGCCGAGGAGAAGAUGGAGCACGACCAGCAGGAGCUGCUCGAUCUCGAGGAACUCAUAUUGAAGCGCGAAGAAGGCAUCCAAGGCCUCGCAUUGCAGCUCCAGGCUUACCGAGACCUCCUCAUCAGCCACGGCAUUGAUCCUGACGACGUCGACGACGACACAGCACUCUCCGGUGUAUCUCAAUUCGAGGAGAUGCACACAGUUGAAUACCCCCCUUUGAAGUGCAACCUUCCAAAUGACGUCGAUGACGCUGCUAAUCUCGAAGAGAUCGCUUUUGGGGAGACGCCGGAUGCAGACGAGGACCUUGACAGUUUGGAGACGCGUAUUUAUGAGCUAGAGACCUCGCCCAAUCUACUCGACGAAGUGCAUGAGAUUGCGACAGUUGGUUCCUCUGAGGAUUGCUUCGAUACACAAAGGGAGAAGUGCAAGAGAAGGGGGACGGAUGGAAGGAUGGAAGGCGGGACUCCAGAUAUCUGGAACCUGUGCAUGAGACUGCAGGCACUCGAGGCUGACAGGGACUCAAUGAGGCAAACCAUUAUUUCAAUGAGAACAGAGAAGGCACAGCUGGUGUUGCUUAGAGAGUUAGCACAGCAGCUGCAUAAGGAUCCCUUUUUGCCUGAGAGGAGGAUUGCCAAGAAAAACUCUUCGUAUGCAAGUUUUUCACUGGUCGCUCAGCUCGAGUGGCUAUUGACGUUUCUUCUUUGGAGAAAGAAACCAUCAAGAACUAGGUACGCGCUUGGUUCGUCCAAUGCCAAUGUGGGCUUGUUGUUGGUUCUGGAGAAGUCACCCCGAAUUAGUGACCGGAGAUUUUGUUGCACACGAAUAGCAGGCCCGCGCCUCGUCGUCGCUGGCCACCCGCUUGUCCGCCGCCCGCGUUGGCCUGCUGACGCGCCAGAAUCCGGUCGCGAUCUCGUCGGAUUCCGGUCGCUAUCGCAUCCGGAAUCCGGCGCGAUCGCGACCGGACUCCGGACGCGAUCGCGACUGGACGCUCGCAACUGGAUGCUCGCGACUAGACACGAUCAUGCCAGAUUCCGGCGAGAUCACGGCCGGAUUCCGGCAAGAUCGUGGCCGGAUUCCGGCGCGAUCGUGUCCAGUCGCAAUAUUGUCCGGAGUCCGGCCGCGAUCCCCGACGGGUUCACCCUUGGGCUAUAG
Zingiber officinale is the source of this 1580-nucleotide messenger RNA. Its product is annotated as myosin-binding protein 7-like. The transcript has 3 exons. The coding region runs from base 21 to 1580 and encodes 519 amino acids. The record is from RefSeq and is a predicted model, not a curated record. NCBI's taxonomy places the organism in Eukaryota, Viridiplantae, Streptophyta, Magnoliopsida, Zingiberales, Zingiberaceae.